This is a messenger RNA of Bombina bombina (fire-bellied toad), 5124 nucleotides long. Its product is annotated as protein Hook homolog 3-like. Gene Ontology annotation, biological process: cytoplasmic microtubule organization; cytoskeleton-dependent intracellular transport. Gene Ontology annotation, cellular component: centrosome; cytoplasm. Gene Ontology annotation, molecular function: microtubule binding; dynein light intermediate chain binding. The record is from RefSeq and is a predicted model, not a curated record. Lineage: Eukaryota; Metazoa; Chordata; Amphibia; Anura; Bombinatoridae.
UAUAUCACUGGGGGCUUAAAUCCCAGCAUUCCAUCAGCUGGGAACUACUAUCACUGCUACACCCCGUGGUAUUCCACUACUAAAUAUUAAAAUCUGAUUUUGCUGUCAGUCUUAAUAUACUUUGGAUUAUUUCGGGAUUCCUAUAUUAGGAGUCUGAGCACACUGAGUAGGUCGCAUUUCGCUGUUUAAGGCUGUGAUCUAGUGGUGGAGGAUGUUAAACGUGGAGUCACUGGAUCGGGUGGAUCUGUGCGAAAGUCUGUUGACGUGGAUACAGACAUUUCAUGUGGAUGCACCAUGUAAAACAGUGGAAGACCUGACUAGCGGGGUCGCUAUGGCGAUAGUUCUACAAAAAAUAGAUCCUACAUACUUUCAUGAAAACUGGUUAAAUAGGAUUAAAACCGAUGUAGGAGACAACUGGCGACUAAAGAUUAGUAACCUGAAGAAAAUAUUAAAAGGUAUAUUGGACUACAAUCAUGAGAUUUUGGGGCAUCAAAUCAAUGAUUUUACACUUCCAGAUGUUAACUUGAUUGGGGAGCAUUCUGAUGCAUCAGAACUUGGUCGGAUGCUACAGCUUAUAUUGGGAUGUGCUGUGAAAUGUGAACAAAAGCAAGAGUAUAUCCAAACAAUCAUGAUGAUGGAAGAGGCUGUACAGCACAUGGUCAUGACUGCGAUUCAAGAGCUAAUGAGUAAAGAAACGCCUGUCUCUAUGAAAACAGAUGCUUAUGCUGAACUUGACAGCCAGCUAAAAAAGACAAUAGAAGAAUUAAACGAUGCGCUGGCUGCUAAAGAAGAAAUUGCACAAAGAUGUCAUGAGUUAGAUAUGCAGGUUACUGGGCUCCAAGAAGAAAAGAGCAGUUUGCUGGCAGAGAAUCAGAUUCUCAUGGAACGCAUGAAUCAGUCGGAUUCCUUAGAAGAUCCAAAUAGUCCAGCGGGACGGCGGCAUCUACAGCUUCAGACCCAACUUGAACAGCUGCAAGAAGAAACCUUUAGGCUUGAAGCAUCUAAAGAUGAUUAUAGAAUACGAUGUGAAGAGUUGGAGAAGGAACUUGCAGAAUUACGACAGCAAAAUGAAGAUUUAACUACGCUCGCCGAUGAAGCCCAGUCACUAAAAGAUGAAAUGGAUGUCCUAAGGCAUUCUUCUGAUAAAGUUGCCAAAUUAGAGAGUCAAGUUGAAUCAUAUAAGAAAAAGCUGGAAGAUCUUGGAGAUUUACGAAGACAAGUUAAACUUUUAGAAGAGAAGAACACUAUGUACAUGCAAAAUACAGUCACUCUGGAAGAAGAACUUCGAAAAGCCAAUGCAGCUCGCAGUCAGUUGGAGACCUAUAAGCGACAGGUGGUUGAAUUGCAGAACAGACUCUCAGAGGAAUCUAAAAAAGCUGACAAAUUAGAAUUUGAAUACAAAAGAUUGAAGGAGAAGAUUGAUAGCUUACAAAAAGAAAAGGAUAGAUUAAGGUCAGAGAGAGAUUCUCUUAAAGAGACUAUUGAGGAACUAAGAUGUGUACAAGCGCAGGAAGGACAGCUCACAACAGCAGGUUUGAUGCCACUAGGAAACCAGGAACCUUCAGAAUGUUUAGCUGCAGAAUAAUCAACCCCUGAAAUAAAAGAAAAACUUAUUCGUCUUCAACAUGAAAAUAAAAUGUUAAAAAUUAAUCAAGAAGGCUCAGAUAAUGAAAAAAUAUCCCUUUUACAAAGCCUUCUUGAUGAUGCAAACAUGAGGAAAAACGAGCUGGAAACAGAAAACAGACUAGUAAAUCAAAGGCUCAUAGAGGUGCAGGCCCAAGCAGAGGAACUUCAGAAAUCUAUACAAGAACAAGGUGCAAAAGCUGAAAGAUGUAAGUGAUGCAGUUCACUCCUUUUGAAAAAGAAGCUUGAAGAACACUUAGAGAAACUUCAUGAAGCCAAUAACGAACUCCAAAAGAAACGAGCAAUUAUUGAAGAUUUGGAGCCACGAUACAACAAUAGUUCGUUAAAAAUAGAAGAAUUACAAGAAGCUAUACGAAAGAAAGAAGACGAAAUGAAGCAAAUGGAAGACAGAUAUAAAAAGUAUCUAGAAAAGGCAAAAAGUGUUAUUCGCACGUUAGACCCAAAACAAAACCAAGGCUCGGGUCCGGAGUUACAAGCAUUAAAAAAUCAACUUCAAGAAAGGGAUAAAAUGUUCCAUUCCCUAGAGAAAGAAUUUGAGAAAACGAAGACGCAAAGAGAUCAAGAAGAAAAGUUGAUUGUUAGUGCUUGGUACAAUAUGGGAAUGGCCUUACACAAAAAAGCAGCGGAAGACAGGCUUGCAAGUACAGGCUCAGGGCAGUCGUUUCUGGCGAGGCAAAGACAAGCAACAAGUUCACGGCGCUCUUAUCCUGGCCACGUCCAACCAGCCACAGCGAGGUAGAAGAGCCUUAAACUGGGGAAAGCGCAUCACAUCGUGUUGCACAUGACAGCAUUUCAGGAAUUGUAACCAAUGUGCUUUUUCCUUCUUCCUUCUCUUUUUAAUACUGUUUGUCAUAUACAGAUAUCUUUUUUACACCAUCAAUGUCCAUUUUAAAUUCCUUUUUUUUUUUUUUUUUUUUAACGUGCCAAGAAGAUUCUAUGCAUCCACAUAAAGAAUUGUAUUUUUAUGUUUAUGAAGCACUGAAUGUGUCCUUCAAAAAAAGAAACAAAAAAACUCUUUUAAACUAAACUUUCUUAUUGCGGCUAGAAAAUGUUUUCAGUUGAAUAUUUUCAUUUAUUUUUCAUUUUUGAAUAUUUGCUAUUGAGGAAAGAUGAUAAUUAAUGCUCAAUAGACACAUUAACAUCAUGACUAGUUCUUAUGUAAAUAUUCAAGCAUGUGGUCACUUUUUAGUUUUUUUAAUGUUGUUGUAUUGUAUGUGCAGAAUGUUAGUAUGGACAGUGAUCAGGAAUAUAAAUUCUAACCACAUUAACCAUACAGAAUAGGUGAUGAUGAAAUAUUGGACUUAAUCCUGCACACAACCUAGUAGAUCAUACUAUAUAUCAGCUCAAAAGCUGUGGAGCAGAAGUUUUAAAGAGACACUGUAAUAUAAAAUGAGACUAAUACUUUUUAAAAUAUAUCAUAGCUUUUUCUCACUUAAAAUAUUUUUCUCUUUGCUUAGUAAUGAAUUUAAAGGGACAGUCUACACCAAAAUUGUUAUGGCUUAAAAAGAUAUAGAACGCCUUUACUACCCAUUGCCCAGCUUUGCACAAUCAACAUUGUUAUAUUAAUAUACUUUGACAUAUAAACCUCUAAAUUUCUGCCUGUUUGUAAGUCACUACUGACCGCUUCUUAUCACAUGCUUUUUUAUUAGCUUUUCACAGGAGACUGCUAGUUUGUGUGGGCCAAAUAGAUAACAUUGUGCUCUCUCCCGUGGGUUGUGCAUGACACAUCAUUAAUUGGCUAAAAGGCAAACGAAUAGAUAAUAAAUAAAUAGCCAUGUGAUAAAAGGAGCUGUCAGAAGAGGCUUGGAUACAAGGUAAGCACAGAGGUAAAAAGUAUAUUACUAUAACCAUGUUGGUUAUGCAAAGUUAGGGAAUGAGUAAUAAAGGGAUUAUCUAUAUUUUUAAACAAUAACAAUUUUGAAGUAGAUUGUCCCUUUAAACUCUUGGCUACAACAUUAAUGUGUAGCCCUCCUGGCAGGCAAGUUCUUACUUUGUGAAUAAAUAUAUGGCACUGAAUGUCAUAUAUUGGGAGAUUUCAGCAACUUCCAAGGGGUUCUAAACCCUAGUUAGGAUUACAUUUUUUUUUCAUAUAUAUAGAAAUAGUCAGUACUCACACAUUUUGUACACAAGUUGUUAGCUUUGAUGUAUGAAUUUGGGUUUGCUGUACCUAGUUUUACAUUGUUAUAUGUCAGAGUCCCUUUAACUUUGUCUGCAAAGUCAGCUUUUUAAGGAAGUAUACAGUCAAAUUAUAUUUUAAAAAUUAGAAGCUCACUGUUGGAAAAAUCAGACAACCUCAAUAUGACUAUAGGGCUUGAGCUCGCUAUUCACAUCUGUUUAAACAAAAUUUAUGGAAAUGUACAAAUAUUUACAUAUUUUACCAUUCUAGUUACAAACGUUAAAGGAAUAUGAAACCCAUUUUUUUUUUCUUUCAUGAUUCAGAUAGAGCAUACAAUUUUAAUUGUAAAUUUUUAAAUAACUUUGCAAUUUAUUUUAUUUCUGUUAUCUAAUUUGUUUCACUUUGUGUAUCCUUUGUUGAAAAGUAUACCUAAUCUCAAAAGCUGCUGAUCGUUGGCUGCACAUAUAUGCAUCUUGUCAUUGUUUUUCAGCUAGCUCCCAGUAGUGCUUUUACCACUCUUUCAACAAAGCAUACAGAUUAAAUUAAGCAAAUUAGAUAAUAAAAGUAAAUUGGAAAGCUGUGUAAAAUUGUAUAGUCUAUCUGAAUCAUGAAAGAAACAUUUUGGGAUGCCCCUUUAACCUCAUAUGAAUGAUUCAGUAGCACUUUAAAAUGUUUUAUUUGAAUGUAUAAAUUUGCUAAUUCGUUUUUGUUCAGUGUUUUAGAUUCCCUAGUGCAGGUGUGAAGAAAACUAUCUUUAAAACUGUCUGUCUGACUUGUCGAACCUAUAUUAUUGUAUCUUGUAUAUAAAGAUGUGGAUAGCUCCAUUUUUUCUGCAAAGUGAGAAGACUGUUUGAACAGUCUUGGAAGCUUGUUCACAACUACAGUACGUCUUAAAAUUAUUUAAAAAAGCAUUUUAAUGGAUCGCUAGUUUUACAGGAGAGCAGCAAACAUUUACUAAACAUACAUUUUUUUAUGUGUAGGUAAACCACUUACAAAGUUAAAUGAAUGAACAUACAUUUUCAUAUAAUUGUAUUUUUUUAGAGCGUUAUAUUGUCACUAGCUUCAACAAAAUUUACAACUUUAUAUUUUUUUUUCUGUGACCUCAAAAACAACCUACUUAUAAAGGCUUUUCUUAUUGGUCAGCAUGCAGAAAAAAAUAUUAGGUUUAAUGUUCCAAUAGAUGUUAUGGCUAUUGGCAAUAACCAGUUGAUUUAGGUUGUUUUUAUUUAUUUUUUAGGACCAAUGUUUGCAUCUUUAUAUUGAAAGGUUGUAAAGUUUGUUCAUCUUCAUUGGAUUAUACAUUUUUCUACAAUUUGUAAAUAUGAUGUCUACAGGAAAAAAUAUAAAUUUAAAGGGACAUGGUA